Molecule: messenger RNA, 1209 nt
Organism: Fusarium venenatum
Lineage: Eukaryota; Fungi; Ascomycota; Sordariomycetes; Hypocreales; Nectriaceae
Source: RefSeq, a predicted model, not a curated record
AUGGACAACGUCUCUCAGGCGGCUCCGCCGUUCUACCCUCUAACAGAGAGCAACCAUGCUGCUCUAGUAGUAGUGACGGCAAUCAUCUUCUUCAUCUACGCUAUCCUCGGAAUUGUCGGCAAGAUGGUUAUCCGCCUUAAUAUCACUUCCAUGAAGGACUUUGAUAUAGGGCUGCUGGUUUCGGCUCUCAUCUACUUCAUACAAACAGCCCUUGUCGUUGCUGCAUGCAAUAAUGGCUUGGGUGAGCACCGAGAUACUAUCUCGGAAGAUGAUUUUGUUCGCUUUAGCAAGCUGAUGUACGCAUCAAGAAUACUCGCGAUACUUGUUCAUGCCACGACGAAAAUAUCCCUCGGUCUACUUAUACGGCAGAUCAAUAGUCAAGGUGGUCUGCACCUUGCUAACAUGAUACUGGGCGGAGUGGUGACUGCGUGGGCUGUCUCAGGCGUUUUCACAACUGCUUUUGCAUGCCCUAUGCCAGAGCCAUGGUUUGCCGAUAACAGUGUCCAAUGUCCAGCACAAGGGCCAAUAUUUGUAUACAACGGCAUCAUGAUUAUCUCAACGGAUAUUGCGCUGUGCUUCUUACCAGUCGUCAUGAUGUGGGAGGUCCAAACAUCGAUCCGGAGAAAGAUCAUUGUCAUUUCGUUAUUUGGAGUUCGAUUGUUGGUGCCGAUCAUGACGAUACCCGAGUUAACACACGCGAGAUACAUGUUUGGGGGGUCGGAUGACGUGACCUGGCGAGCCGUAUCGGCCAUGAUAUGGGGACAGAUCGCAUUGGGUCUUGCUGUUUUGACAGUCUGCAUCCCUUCGCUGAAAGGUGUCAUCGACAGUCUUCUUGGAUCAACCGCUGUCGCCGCUCUCAACACACCCUACGAGCUAAAGUACAGCGACAAUGGAACAGGUCUCGAGAUGACAGCCCUCUCAGACUCAAAGUCUAGGCGAACAUCCAGACGAACGUCCAAACAAGGUAGUGGUCUGGGCAGUGGUGUACGAAAGAGUUCAAAAGUGAGACACAGUCACCAGCCAAUGUGGCGGCACGAUGUCACGAGCGAAGUACGAACCGAGAUUGGGAGUGGCAGCGAUAGUGUGCGGAAUCUGACGGAGGGAGUCAUGGUGAACACAGACUUUGAAGUUUUCUACGACGAUAAACAUGCUUCACGGGCUGAUUCGAUGGGGUCUACUGAAGGGGCGUAUCGCAUGCAGGGCAGUUAG